Aethina tumida (small hive beetle) is the source of this 610-nucleotide messenger RNA. RefSeq lists its product as uncharacterized. NCBI's taxonomy places the organism in Eukaryota, Metazoa, Arthropoda, Insecta, Coleoptera, Nitidulidae. The transcript has 2 exons. The coding region runs from base 115 to 522 and encodes 135 amino acids. The record is from RefSeq and is a predicted model, not a curated record.
CAAAUGCCAUGCCAUGUUAUACUAUAUAAAUUUUAAACGAGUAUUGACAUUAGUCACCGUCUUACGAUUGAAUCGGCCGAUCGGCUUCAUUUACAAAUAGACUGACGUUCAGAUAUGGCUAAUAAAGAUGACGAUAUCAUCAAAAUGGGUUUUACCAUUUGGAUGUCGAUUGCGAUAGUUAUCAUCAUUUGGUUCUUAAGUGGGUACAUCAGGGGAAGACGAAAUAUGCAGUACCAGUUACACGUUAUCGAAGAUGGUUUGAGAAGGAUGCAGAAUGAAAUUGAGUUCAAAAGGAGGCAGAAGAGCAUCGGUUAUGUGGAUAACAUUGAUGAAAUACUUAAUCAAAUCACUCCUGAAAAUUUGAGUGAAUUCAUGAAGGAGGACGAGAAGGCGGCUGAAAAAAGUCGUCGCAACGAGGACAACAAAGAUGAGAAAGCGGAUGAGAAAUUAGAACCUGAUGAAGACACGUGUGCGGAGGCCAGGAGCGCUGACAAAGCGAAGGACGAGAAGAAAAAUGACUAAAACUCAACUUCAAUCAUUGUGACUGCCUGAAUGAUUUUUUUAGAUACUAGUUUUUUUGUAAGUCAAUCUAAUAAAAAUGUUUUAUACA